AUGUCUACUGAAUUAUGCGACUCUGGUAUAUUCAGCAAUGAGGAUUGUGCUUUACUAUCUCAAUUAGAUAGCUUGGAGUUCGGUGUUUUUAAAGUUGACGCUCCCGAGUCACACGAACGUCGCAAACUAUUGGAAAAGGCCGUCGAUUAUUUUGAUAGUAUAAUCUCUCAGACUGUUCUGGAGAUCGAGGAAGAGCGUGCUGUGGAGGAAAGCGAAACUCUUACCAAAGUCGAGGCCGGUAUCAUAGAGGAAAAUCCGAACUCAGUGCGAUACAAAAUAUAUGAGAAAUACUCAGGACAGCUCGAUAAACUUAUUGAACCACAAGUUUAUCUACAUCUUGGUCAUUUUCAGCUUCUGCUCAAUCGUUUUGACGAUGCUCUGUCUGCGUAUCUUAAGUUUGAAUCACUUUGUCCCAAGGAAUCUUCUAUUAACUGUCCCUUCCUGUAUGGCUUAGGCCUGUGCUGUUUUCGCUUCAACGUAUUCAACAGGACUAUUAGACUUUUUCAGCAAAUUUUAUAUUUACAACCGUGGUUUCCAAAGUGUAAAGAGAUACAUAUUCGUCUUGGCUAUAUAUACAAGGUACAAAAUAACUUCGAACGAAGUUUGAGACAUUUUCGACAAGCUUUGAACGACUCAACACCUGCCACAUUUAACCGUAUUGAAUUACGGUUUCAUAUCGCUCAUCUGUUCGAGGUGUGUGGCAAACCUAAACAGGCAAAGACCGAAUACUUCCAAUUAUUGGAUGUUGAGAAAAGCGGUGCUCCGUCACACAUCCGCCAUCUUUGUCUUCGACAAUUAGCUUGGCUUCAUCACACAGGAGCUUUUGGAUCAAAACCUGAAUCGCCAAACGAAAAAGGCCUAGAUGUUCAGUGGCUUCAAAGUGCUUUGGAGUUAGAUAACACCAAUGGCAAAACCUGGUACUUACUAGGCCGUUGUCAAGCUGCUUUAAAUCAUGUUCAAGAGGCUUUCGCAGCAUAUAGAAGUUCUAUAGAUAAAACGGAGGCUAGUGCUGAUACCUGGUGCUCUAUCGGUGUGCUCUAUCAGGAGCAAAGUCAACCGAUGGAUGCUCUUCAAGCAUACUUUUGUGCUGUACAAUUGGACAAAUGUCAUGUUGCAGCUUGGGCCAAUCUGGGUACUUUAUAUGAAAGCAUGCAACAAUAUAAAGAAGCCUUAAAAUGUUACAAAAAUGCUGUAAACGCUGAUAAGCAUAAUGAGGUUCGUCCAGAGAUUCGUUCUCGUUUAGCUGUAUUACAACAUGUAACAUCUAACCAGGUCGGCAAUGGUCCUGGUCCUGGUUGUGGUGGAAUAACGAAGUUACCCACAGUAGAUGAGGCAUGGAGCCUGCCUAUACCUGCUGAACUAACCCAGCGUCAACUUCAGUUAAUGUUACAAGAGGCAGCUGCCAGUGAUUCUGGGAGUGGUUCGUCUAAGCGUUCUGAUAGGCAUUUAGCUGGUCUUUUGUUAAUCCCAACUCCCCAGUCAGUCCUUAGAAAACGUAGUAGUUGGCGCCAGUCUGGUUUCAACGGUCCAUGUGAAACUGAAGGAACUGAUGAGUGUGGAGGGUCCAAAAGAUCACGUCAUAGUGAUCCAUCCUCUUCAACACCUGUCCAACCAUUAAGCAAUCAGCAACUUCAACUGUUACAUUCCCUGCAAGCUCAGGGUAGUUGCCUAACUGCCUCACAACGUCAAACUCUUAAUAAUUUACAAAACCAAUCAUUGAGAUAUCAUCAUUACAAACUGAUACAAAAUCAGAAACAAUUGAAAACAUGUAAAUCGGGCAGUGAUUUUACCGAUGAGGCAGUUUCAAAUUCUGAUUCGGCUGGACCAUUUCACGGGGAUACUACUGCUACGACAGGUAGUUCUAGUGCUGGUCGUAAUCCAUCCAAUGUACCUGGUGCAGAUACAGUAGAUUUGUUUCCCACUGAGGAUGAUGAUUUAACCGCUGUUGUUGAUAGUCCUGGAUCGGGUAAUUUACCUGAAGAAGAUUUAGGGUUCUUGACGGAUGACCUGCUUGCUCAGUUAAACGGAUCUGAAGCAGCUACUGGAUUGGAUCUUGUUGAGUUAGCUCUGUUUACUACGGGCUCUAGUUCUGGUGAUCAGCGGCCUACAAGUAAUAAUGAUAAUAACCAGGUUUUAAUAAAUGAAAAGUCUUGUCAAUCGAAAUGUGGUGAUUCUUCUACAUCUGGUCCGGCUUCUUCAACUCCAACUAAUCCACCAAAGACAAUUAAUUUAAACGCAGCCAAAAAAGAUGAAAUUGACAUGAAAAAUAGCUUAACUCAAGAACUUGGUAUUGACCCCCUUAUCAAUUCUUCAGAUAAUCCAUCUUCAGAUCCUGUAGAUUUGCAUGCUUACUUAACCAAACCACUGAACCCACCGACUAGUAUCACUGCAGCUCUGCAUGUCAAUAUGUCUUCUUCGCAAAUCUUGUCUUCGCUUCGUGGUCUUGGCCAUUCAGGUGGACCUUGGUGGCCUGGCUUACUACCGGAAGGUAGUCCUAUUCCGAAACCUCCUGCAAAACCGUAUCCACCACCUCCUAAAGAUAAGCUGCUGCCUCCCACACCAAGUGUUUAUUUGGAAAAUCGCAAUGAUGCUCAUUCACCUGAAUUAAUGCGCUACUGUUUUACACAACCAGUAGUUGUAAUACGUGGUUUGGCUGCUGCUUUGCGCCUGGAUUUAGGUUUAUUUUCUACUAAAUCAUUGGUUGAAUCCAACCCAGAACAUCGAGUUGAAGUACGAACCCAACGUCUUCAACCGCCUGACCAGAACCUUGAUUCUCAAGGACGUACUGUAUGGCUUUGUGAAUCACCGAAAACUACCACAACAAUUGCUAAAUAUGGUGCUUAUCAAGCUGCUUCAUUUAUUGAAGCAAUGAAAGAAGAGAAAAUUGUGAAUUUUUCCGGCACUGCGCCAGUUACUUCUACUCCAACUUCUAACACACUAUCCGCCAUAUCUGUAGACACCAAAUCAUCUACUGGUAGCUUAUCGAAUGCUGUAACGGGAAGUGGACGAAAAAAUUUUACUCAUUGGUCUACCGAAUCAACAAAUUCAGAAUUAAAUACAAAUCAACCUCAUCAUGUGGGAAAUAAAAUAUCUGGUGACGAAAAUCACUCAUUAUCAAAUCAACAGAAUAAUGGACGAUUGAAAUUAAUACGUUUUGGAACAAAUUGUGAUCUUUCAGAUCAGAAAAAGUGGUUACCUCAACUCCAUGAACUUACUAAAUUGCCUGUAUUUGUUCGAGUUGUAAGCGCUUUCAGCAUGCUUAGUCAUGUAGGCUAUCCACUUUUAGGAUUGAAUACUGUCCAACUUUAUUUGAAAGUCCCUGGUUCCCGUACUCCUGGUCAUCAAGAAAAUAAUAAUUUCUGUGCUGUUAAUAUUAAUAUUGGUCCAGGUGAUUGUGAAUGGUUUGCCGUACCGGAACAAUAUUGGGGAGCUAUUCAUAAUUUAUGUGAAAAGAAUAAUGUUGAUUAUCUAACUGGUUCUUGGUGGCCAGAUCUAGAAACAUUGUACAAGGAAGAGAUACCAGUUUACAGGUUCAUUCAACGACCUGGAGAUUUAGUAUGGAUCAAUGCAGGUACAGUUCAUUGGGUACAAGCUAUUGGUUGGUGUAACAAUAUAGCAUGGAAUGUUGGCUGUAUGACUGCUCGACAAUAUCAACUUGCUGUUGAACGUUAUGAAUUCAACCGUUUACGUGGGGUUAAAUCUGUUGUACCUAUGACACAUCUUAGUUGGCAGUUGGCUAAAAAUAUAAAAAUAUCAGAUCCAGGAUUGUUUGAAUUAAUCAAGCACACAUUACUUCGUAGUCUUAUUCAAUCUCAGUUGACUACUGAUUUCCUGGAGAAGAUGAAUUUAACUGUUAAACAUCACGGGAAAAGACCUGAUGAUAUUGCUCAUUCCUGUCAUGAUUGUGAGAUUGAAGUAUUCAAUAUUUUAUUUGUUUUAUCUCAAGAUAAAAAAUUGGUUGUUAGAUGUUUAGAUUGUGCACGUCGUAUGGAUUCUACUUUAAAAACAUUCAUUAUCUUAUCUGAGUAUUAUAUUCAUGAACUGGCUGAAAUUUUUGAUAAAUUUCAACUUCAAACUCAACCUAUCACAGCUUAUCCAGUGGGAAAAACUUGA
This is a messenger RNA of Schistosoma mattheei, 4113 nucleotides long. The record is from the annotation of a GenBank genome assembly. Lineage: Eukaryota; Metazoa; Platyhelminthes; Trematoda; Strigeidida; Schistosomatidae.